Molecule: messenger RNA, 1049 nt
Organism: Arabidopsis lyrata subsp. lyrata
Lineage: Eukaryota; Viridiplantae; Streptophyta; Magnoliopsida; Brassicales; Brassicaceae
Exons: 3
Coding region: 503-1042 (179 amino acids)
Biological process (GO): regulation of gene expression
Cellular component (GO): peroxisome
Source: RefSeq, a predicted model, not a curated record
GUAAGAAUCCAAAUUUGAAAAAAGAUUGAAUCGCAAUUGUGAAAUCCCUCCCAACAAUCGGCCAAGCUGCCUUGUAAAACUCAACAGUAUAACCAUCAGGUCCCGGCGACUUGUUUUUAGGCAUAGAGAAUAAAACUCUUUUCACCUCAUCUUCCAAGACUUCCCCAAGAAGCCGCUCUCUAUCUGCCAGAGAACAACGGAAAGGAAUCAACUCCCUAAGAGCAUCAAUAUCAAUACCAGUAAAAUCCGGUGGCGUGUGUGUCAGUAAUUCCGAGAAAAAACGGACACCUUCUGCCUUUAUAUCCUCCAUACUUUUUAAACAAUUGCCAUUUGGGUCAGAAAUCUCAUGAAUAGAGUAAGCAUUAUUAGAGUAUGUGUAUAGACGGUUAAUGAAACGACGGCGCAUACUACCGACGGCGCGGUGGAGAGAUGUAAUUAAUAACCCUAAAAGUGUUGAUCUGAAAGAAAAGUCUCUAAUUUUCUCUUCAUCUCCGUCGAAAGCAUGAGCUCCAAGGCUAACACAUGCGUCUUCUGGGACGUCGAGGAUUUCCAGGCCCCUGCGUUUCUACUCGCCGGAAUCAUGGUUGUACCCGAAGGAGAUAAAUGUGCGAGAGUUAAUAGGAUGAUGAAAGACAUUCUUUUCUGGGCGCUGGACAAUCCUGUGCAGGAAUCUAUGAUACGAACUGUGAUGGUAAUCUCAAAAAACAUCUCAGAAGACUUUGAGUUCAUUAGUGUUCUUCAAGGUUUGCAUCUGAGAGGUUACAAAGUUUUCUUGGCAGACUCUGAUGAAAAUGUCGAAUCACUCAAGCAAAAUGAGUUUGCACGUUCAUUAUGGCUUUGGACAAGUCUAUUAGAUGGAGGAUAUCCUAUUGCCAAAAGUGGAAGCUCGCAAUCUGUUGACAAUAAGCUGAAGCGGAAGGAGCCUAGUACUGCCACUUGUAGCGGGAGCUCAGAAGGUGCACUCAAAGCGAAUGAGAGCGGAGCUGAUUCAGAUUCUCAGGACAAGAAAUCGAAAUAUCCCCAAGCAGAGAGCAGAGCCUGAGGAUCGA